This is a messenger RNA of Acanthoscelides obtectus, 5661 nucleotides long. The record is from the annotation of a GenBank genome assembly. Lineage: Eukaryota; Metazoa; Arthropoda; Insecta; Coleoptera; Chrysomelidae.
GUCAAGUAUCAGCAGUGAUGCGCUGAAGAUCGAAAAUGAGUAAACAAAUAUAAAUAAUGAAUUAUUGUUUGUAUCGUCUGCUGAUUUGGAGUGUGCGAGUUGUUUCCGACCAAUACUGCCUCUAAUGUUUAUCUGACACCAUGUCCAAGGAAGUAACCGACUCUACAGUCCCUUCGCUCACUCAGUACUUUGGUGCUUCUGAAGAUAAAAAGGAUGAGGCUGCUCUUCCUCUGGGUCUUGCUGAGGCAACUGCCAAAGUAGGAUCAUUGCAACUCGAAGACAAUCACCACACUACUAAGAACGAGCCAGAAGUGUGCCGUAUAUUCUCUGAAAAUGCAGCGCAACCUAAAGACCCUACUGCAACGUUUUUCGAUUUAAUUGGAGGCAACCAGAGUACAGACAGCAACGGUAUCAUAUCUGACUUAGGUCUGCCGACAACUAAUGAAGAUGUAUAUGCUGCCAGAGUUGCAGUAGGGACAGAGGCUGAUAGGCGAAGAGAUGCUUGGAUACCAAAUGAGAAAACAAGGCAGUGCCUGAUUCAGUGUGCUACUGCAGCACCUGGGACUUACUUUCCUGACAAAGAGCUGCUCACUAUGCCUGGAGUUUUGCUAGAGGAAGAGCUGGGUGAUGCGAUAGGGGAAGCAGUAUCUAUGUGUCUAGGAGAGGCAGAGGCAGCACAAAGAAGAGCUUUAACAGCAACUGAUGUUACUCAGGACGAAAGAGGACUGAGAGAGUUGGUUCAGCAUGGUGCUUAUAGGGCAGCCAUCAAUUUGACAGCUAGGUUAUUAACAAUCUAUGGUCAAGGUAGAGGCAGAGCAGGACAUCCUAGCAAACAUUCACCACAUUCUUUGCAGCUAUGGUUCACUAGAAUAGCACUUCUCAUAAAAACAAAAGCAUUUGGUGUUGCAAGUGCUGAGGCAGAAGCAUUUGGUCAACUGGAAAAACCAGAUAUCUUCUAUCAGUUUUACCCGGAGAUGUACAAAGGACGUGCAGGAUCAAUAGCUUCUUUUUCAUUCCGACUCUUGUUAGCCGAAUUGCCGAUGCAUUGCGGAAAACCAAAAGAGUCGCUCACAAAACUCUUCAACGUCUUGGCUGUCACCAGAAAAAUGCUGGAUAAUUUGAAGAAAGGCUUAUGUGAAGACGGGAAUCCUAUGGAGAUCUCUGAGGCGGAUCGACAAGACUCGAUAAGAUUGUGGACUGGAAGAGAGACUAGAGUUAUGCAUUCAAUAGUAAACUGUGCUCUAGUUUUGAAAGAUUACGAGUUAGCAAUGGACCUAAUGGGGCAGCUUUGUGACAGGGAGGGCGCUCCAAGACACGCACUGCUCUCCGCUUUAGGCCGACUCCACCUGCAACUAGGAGACAUUUCAGGAGCCGAAGUUUGCUUCAACGAGGCAGGUGAGUCCAAAGCUGGUCCCCCAGGUGUAAGAGAAUUGGUGGAUAAAGGAUUACUUGCCAUUGCACAAAGUGCAUUUGAUGAAGCUUAUGUAGCUUUCCAACAAGCCAGUCAACUUGAGCCAUCUAACAUCAUGAUUCUGAACAACAUGGGAGUCUGCCUUUUAUAUGGCGGCCACCUGAAAGAAGCUAUAGCUGUUCUGGAAUCUGCCAUCUCAUCAAAUCCUGUCCACGCUCUACAGGAGUCCCUCCUUCUCAAUUUAUGCACCCUGUACGACAUGGAGUCAUCCAAAGGUAGGAUGAAAAAAUUUGCUCUCCUCAGACAGAUCUCACGGUAUCAAGCCGACGCACCGACAACGAUUUUAGAAAAGUUAUACGGCUGAGUUGUAUUAUCUUCUAUGUUUGGAUAUUUGUUGUUCAACACCAAAGUUGUUUUCACUUGUUGUGAUCAGUUGUUUAUGGUGUACAUCACAACGUAUGGUUUUAUGUGGCAAACUGUUUUUUCACCGUGGUGGUCGAGCGAGGUUUUAAAAAACGGUCAGAAAUGAAGGAAUUUGCCCAUUAUAUCGAAUCUUACUGGAAUCGAAUCAUAGAGGAGACAGCAGGACCGUCUAUACUAUCUCACUUUGCGCGUGAGACAGAGAAAGCUCCGUUACUUACGCAGAAUAGGGGAUAGAUUAUUCCAUAACGUUGUAUUUUCUUUAUUAGUGUUGCCGGAAUUUGUAAAGCUGGAUAAGCCUAAUUAGUUAUAUAAACAUAUUGGUUAAAAUAUAACAGAAAUACGAAUUAGACAGUGUUUUAAAUAAAUUGUCGUUAGUUUUGUUAUAUAUGCAAUGUGGCAAGGAAGACUUUUAUUGUAGGUCUGUUGGUUUUGUGGUCACUUGCCCUUUUGUGGUUCUACUUGCUCGUAUCUUGUCUGGUUUGGACACAAAUAUUCUCGAAACCUUUCUAUGAAAAAAAUUAACAAGGUUUUGAAAUUUUGUGGUUAGCUCCAGGUCAAAAUCGAAAAAAGCAACCUGUCAUCACUGUCAGUACUAUCUAAUGACCACGGUCUUGUUCAGUGGUCAUAAAAACUCUUUUCUGUCAGCUUUCGUGCUUUACUGUCGCUGUCAGAAAUGCUAUUCCUUAUUUUUGUUGCAAUAAGAACUCUGUAAUAUCACCAUGCAGAGAAAUUGAUUUUAUUUUUUAAAUGAAUGAAUUGAAUCGGCUCAUAAAUGAGUAUAGGUUCCGUUUAUUCCUUUCAUUUUAAGAAUAGUCAAUGGCGUGCGACAAUGUUUCAUCUUUGAAAACCUCCAAAAUGGACCCAAAAAUCGGCCUCUUAAAUAUUGACAUUCAAUUAGAAAACAUCAUGUAUAAAAGUGGUCCUUUUGGCUUUUAUGUCCACAGGUUGUACUGAAAUGGAACGACUGGGUACUACUAUUUACUACUUACGAUCUCAGUAUGAUAUAGUGGGCAACGACCUCAAUGCUAUGCCUAUGUUGCUGUUCUUGAGCACGUGAUUGAUUGCAACUCCUUGCAUAUCGGUCAGACACAAGACGUAAAUUGUAUUGACAUGAUUUAUUCGUACGCAACUGUUUGGCGAUACGCCAUUUUAUAAGUGUAUUAUUGUCAAUAUUAUAGUCUUGACUAUACUACUUAAUUAAAAUCUGGUUUCUGCAUGUAUUGACGUGUUGUCACUGGUUGUUGCCGUUGCACCGGAUGGUAUUUAAUUAUUCUGCACUGACUUACUUAAUUGAGAUAAAUGCUCAACAAUAUGGGUUGUUCUUUACUUUGACAACACUUAGUCAUUGAUAGAUUCAACAGCUAUCGAAUGUAUAGUUAUGAAAAAAGUUGUAGUGUUUCCUCUACUUAUUUCCUACUUCAGAACCAAUAGAUAGAUGUCUUCAUCUAAAGAAAUCUAGUACUACUUGGGUCAUUUGCCUUUGCACCUCCCUUUCCCCAGAACCCCACGGCCUAAUGCGUCUCUCCUUAUAUAAUACAGUAUACUAUUCCUUUUGUAAAAUGCAAGCUCCCCUGAACGACCGCUAAUAUGUCUUUGUCGCCCCCUCCCCUCCGCUUUUCAAUUUUCAGAAUGGCAAUCGCCGAUGCCCCCAGAACUUUUUUCUGUAUAUUUUCUCUACUGUAUUCUUCCACUCGAUCACCGUAGAAUCAUAGAUUGAAAAAGCCAUAUGCACAAAUUGUUGAUCUUUAUCCUGUCCCAGAGUUGUUAUAGAAUUGUAGCAUUCAGGAUAUCUGAAUACGAGUUUCUUUAAAUUGGAAAAAACUAGGACAUCAAACAAAUAGUUUUUCCGCACAUUGUUCAAGGGCAUACGUAAAAAUAGUAUAAUGUCCCAUAUUUUUAGAUUAGAUAUUGUAGAAAUAUUUGCAAGAAUUCAAAAUAUUCUACUUUUAUGAGUAAAUAUUAUAGCUUGAGGGGCAAACACUCCGUUAUUCUAUGAUUGAAUCUUUAAACAAGUUUUUUGUACCUAGAGUAAAAAAAUAUAUUUUGCUGUAUUACCUAGAAAAUACUUCCACCAUACAUAAUGAGUUUAUAGUGUGGGAUCGUUAUUACGCUCUCUAUCAACAAAGGUUAAUUACAAAAAUUGUUUCUUACUUGGAACAUAUUUUUAUCAGGAUGAUCCGAUGUAUGUUGUGACCUAAAUAUCCAUUGUUUAAAUGGAAAGGACUACAUUUUAUUGCAGAUUUAGAUAGGCCCUUCCAGCCGAAGCAAUUUGAUUUAACAUACUAUUUUCAUUUUGUUAAGAUGUUGAAUAAACAAUCGAAAAAACACUUAAAUUUCACAACAUGCACCUCAGCAACUAUAUAGCUACAGCAAUGAAUUUUUCGUCUGAGAAAUGUCAUGUUCCCAUAUUUUGUUCUUAUCUACUUAACUUUUUUAGUUUUUCUGGGCGGUUUAUACAGAGUGGUCAAGAGCAAUUAAGAUUUCUCAAAAACGUUAAAUUGAAAGGAAAAAAGCUUGUUCAAAGGCGAAUCAGAAAAUGUGAAAAUAUAACAGGGUGUUCCAUAUUGAAAAUAUUGAGAAACACUUCAUUUUGCCUUCUUGAUCACCCUGUAUAAAUUAUACAAGAAACUGGCAAAAUAAGUAGAUAGAGACAAAAUAUGGGAGAAUGCAAUAUUUGCGAAGGUACGAGUUAUCAAGAUUGAGUGUUUUUUUUUUCAACAAUAUGAAAAUAAGACCCUGUGGUAUUGUAUCAAAUUACUUCCUUUGUGAAGGCAUAUCCAAACCUGCAAUGAAAUCUAGGGUUUUCCAUUUAAAAAAUUUAUGUUUGGGUCACCACGAUGUUAUGAAUCACCCCGUAGAAGUAAAAAAGAAUUCAUCAAGAGCAUACUGUUGGCUACAAUUUUUGUAACUUAUUUAGAUACCAUGCCUAAUAACGGAGAGUCAUCGACCCAGCCCACACUUGAAACUCGCCUUGUAUAUGGUUGCAAGUAGUAUGUCAAAUUUGAUGUACUUUUACUAGAUAUCUUAAAUCUCUUGUUUGUUGUUCAAUAAAAUAUAGAAUUUCUGAAUGUUUGUCACCUUGUUUGAAGCUUUAAACAAGAGAGUUUAAGAAAACAGGCCUUUGUCGUGGUAUUCAUUUAACUAUGAAUAAAAUACAAUAAUUUUGGUGGACCAGUUUACAGCUGACAUUGUUUAUAUCCUAAAGAAAAGGGAAAUAUUGUCAAUUACAUAUAUUAUUUUAAGUGCAAUACUAUUUUUACAGAAAUCUAAUUUCGAAAAAUAUUCGUGGUCGGCUGUUUUAGCAACGAAUAGUAUUAUAUUCUGCCACAAAAAGAUGUAAAAUUUAGUUAGGUGUCAGACUAAAACAUAGGGUGCAUGGUCAUACUAUUUCAUUUUACAAAAUACUCGUACAAUUAUGAUGAAAAAAUAUAAUUUAUUGAAAUACUAAAUAACACUCCAGAUCUUUUAAAAUGUUCAAAAUCGUUAUUUUACGUAUUUAGGAUAGUUUUUACAUCUUGAGAUUUCAAUUAAAAUCUAUAUUUAAUCUUAGACCUAUUUUAGGAAAACUAUUAGUUGCUUAUAUUUUAUGUAUUAACUAUGGAAUAGUGUGAACAUGCAUAUCCGAUUUUAUAUUCUUCACUAAUGUGUAAGAUUUGGCGUUAUUAAUUUCACUACUUAAUUGAUAAUGAUUAUUUGUUAAACUAAAUUGAUGUUUCCGCAAGAUAACGAUUGUGCUUUUCUGUGUGAUUUUUGUUUUAUCAUAUAUCGUUUAUAAUGGCUGAGUUUUUAAUUGUUAAAUGACACAUUUCAAUAAAACAAUGAUGAAU